Messenger RNA from Aspergillus puulaauensis, 1938 nucleotides. Its product is annotated as calponin homology domain protein. Gene Ontology annotation, molecular function: protein binding. The transcript has 2 exons. The record is from RefSeq and is a predicted model, not a curated record. The coding region runs from base 1 to 1938 and encodes 645 amino acids. NCBI's taxonomy places the organism in Eukaryota, Fungi, Ascomycota, Eurotiomycetes, Eurotiales, Aspergillaceae.
AUGGCCUCCGUCACCUCCUUAGAUAAGGACUUGCGCAGCCUGCGCCUGUCCCGCUAUACCCCGCAAGCCGCCGCCGAGGUCCGCUCAUGGAUUGAAGAAGUGUUGCGCGAAAGCCUACCACCUGGUGAUCUUCUCGAAGCUCUGAAAGAUGGCGUUGCGCUCUGCAGACUUCUUAACCUUGCGGUUUCCCCUGGCGUUAAAUACAAACAGUCAAGGAUGCCAUUCGUUCAGAUGGAAAACAUAUCACAUUUUCUACGCGCCAGUCAGCUUCCGCCUCUCAGCCUGCCGCCCCACGAUGUAUUUCUUACCGUCGAUCUCUACGAGGCGAAGGACCCUGCACAAGUCCUCCAGUGUAUCUCGGCCUUCAGCCGCAGAGCAAACGCUGUUGAGCCCGGUAAAUUCCCGCGCGCAAUUGGAACACAAAGUAAAACCGGUACCUUGAGCCCGUCUUUGACUGGGUCUAGUCAGGGCCUUCGCACGCCUACAAGACCCCGGGGAGUCAGUGACGCCAACUCGAGCACCUCCGGCCGCUCAAGUCCCACAAAGUCCCCCCAGGCGGUCAGCAGCUGGAGUAAAAGGUCAGAUCAACACGUAACACAGCCGGCUUGGAACAUCCAUCAAUAUGGUUACAUGGGAGGUGCUAGUCAAGCAAACCAAGGUGUCGCAUUCGGUGCCCGCCGACAGAUCACAACCGCUGCCCCGCACGUGCCGAGUGUAGCGGAGAAAGAAAAGCGCAGGCGAGAAGUAGAAGACCGACAGCGACUCGAACAGGAGGAAGCAGAGCGUGUUCGCCGACUAGAGCGCGAGGUGCAGGAAGCGCGUGCUCGGGAGGAGGAAGAGCGCCGCUGGGCUGAAGAAACCAGUCGUGUGAGGGAGAAGGAGCGGCAAGAAGUUGAGCGGGAGCGGAGACGCUGGGAUGAGGAACAGCGACAGUGGGAGCAGGAGGAGCAACAACGGCAGCGUGAGGAGCGAGAAGAAGAGGAGAGAUUCGAGAAGGAGAGACAACGGCGCCGAGAAAACAACGAUGUUCGUUUAACUGGCCAGUUCCUUAGCCAAUACCAGGCCGAUCAAGCCGGCGCGAACCAAGACACAUCUGUUGAAUCACAAGAGAGCCAGCGCAUCAAAGAGCUGGAACGUGAACUGGAACUUGCAAAGGAGAGAGAGCACCAAUAUCAACGCGAACGUGAAGCAUUCAAGGAGGAGAAAAAGCCCGCUGAGACCAAGCGCCCAGUCCCCGUGCCUCCUAAGCCAAGCUACGACCUCUCGUCUCUCGAGCAGGAGCGACGCCUCCUCCGCGGUGAAUGGCAACGGAAUCAGGAACCAGAGCCGGUUGAAGAAGAAGCUCCGCCACCUAUGCCUCGUCGACCCCUUCCUGACCCAGAACCUACUGCAGAAGCAGAAGCACCUCCACCUAUGCCCCGUCGACCUCUUCCUGAGCCAGUUGCUGAAGUCGAAACACACCCACCCAUGCCGCGUCGACCCCUCCCUGAUCCUACUGCCGCUCAACCGCCAAAACCACAGACAUCAGAAAACCGGCUCGACCACUUCUUAGCAUCAAACCCGGCACCUGUUGCUCCCAAGCCCGCUGCGCACCGUUUCCAGGACUACACUACGACAUCUGAAGUCGACGCCGAGAACAACCGCCGCAUCGCAUCUCAACAGAAGACUCGCGCUGGCGGGUGGGCAUCCAAAUCCCUUCUAGAACGUGAAAUGGAACGCGAGCGUGAACGCCAAAGAGAAUGGGAAGAGGGCCAAAAGCAGACUCAGGAGGCUGCGGCGCGAGGCGUCAAUGAUCCUUCGCUCAACGCAGGCCCUGGUGGCGCAUGGGAUGUACACCAGUACGGUUUUAUGGGUGGUGACAACCAAAACAGAGGCGGGCUUGGACUGGGCGUUGGAGGCGCGAGGCGCCAGAUUAUCGGACCCCGACCCCCGCCAUAA